Messenger RNA from Orbicella faveolata, 3312 nucleotides. RefSeq lists its product as uncharacterized. Gene Ontology annotation, cellular component: nucleus. Gene Ontology annotation, molecular function: protein binding. Gene Ontology annotation, biological process: regulation of gene expression. Lineage: Eukaryota; Metazoa; Cnidaria; Anthozoa; Scleractinia; Merulinidae. The record is from RefSeq and is a predicted model, not a curated record.
UUGUCCCCAAGCCCCCAGGAUAUUUUGAUCUUCAUUCCUCUGAUCAUUCCUCGACUGAUCUUGAAUGUAAUAUUGUAGCCACAGCGGCUUUCGGGAUCAUUAUCAUAGGAUAAACAGUACGAACAGUCACAGGAAGUGAUAUAGGAUGGUUAAGUAAGUUGUUUUGAAAGUGUCGUUUUCGCUUUCGCCGACUUCGUUUGUGAACAGAAAAAUUUUUAGGGAAUCAAAACGAAACAAGAGGAGAAAUGGUUUAGGAUGUAACACUGUCGCCACGUCAAAUGGAAGCUGGGAAUGAAGAAGAUUAAGGGGAAGUUGGCGAAACGAAGUUCUCAGACGCAACUUCAAGUGAAUCACCACAGUGCAGCUGACUGGACUAAGUAUGAUGAGCGACUUAUUGAGUGUGUUGAGAAUGGAGAUGUGGAGAAGCUCAAGUCAACAUUGGCAAAAAAAGGAACAUCAGCCACUAAGGUGGAUCCAAAUGGAACAACAGCGUAAGGAAAUAUCCAAGUAUAUAAAUUUUAAGUCAUGACAGUCAAAUCUCUAGUAAAUAUAUUAUACAUGUAGUCGUUUCAUUGUAUGACAAUUUUUUUUUUACUUACAUGGUUAAUGGUCCAAAGUGUCUGCUCAGAAAGCUGGACAACUAAAAAUAGGAAGAUCAAUGCCUGAUUUUUUGAAGGCAUGUCAGAUGUUAGUGACCAUGCGCAUGGUGUUGAUGUACAGUCGCUAAUCAUGGACUGAAUGUGAACGAAAAUAAUCGUAGUCAUAGAUUCUCUGUUAUAUCAGCUUGUGGUGUUGUUGUUUGAAUCUCCUCUCUUUUGCCCGGUUAGCGAGUAACAAGCAGAAAACUUUACACGACUCACUGAAAUUCUUGGUGGCGGCAUUACAUUUUCAAUCCCAAACAGUGCAGAGUUUGCAGCAUUUACAGCGUUUGCAGCGUUUAAAACAUGUCUAAUGUUUGUUUGGUUUCCUUCUAUUGUUCGUUUCGUUUCGAACGUUUAAUUGCGCACCUCAAGUUUAUUUAUUCAAAGACCUACGUGAUUGGUUGACAUUGCAAGGGAUUUCCAGGGACCCUUCAUGCAAAAAACUGGCUUGGUAAACAAAAUGAUCAUCUGUUUGUUGCAACCAAUUUUGUAGUGUUUUGAAAACUUCUGACAGGUUGUUUUGUGCAGACAAGAAAAUGCACGUCAAAAUUGAAAGAUCUUAUCUUCCACUGAAGUUAAGAUCAAUUGCUCAAUUAACUAAAAAUAGUGUCACAAAAAUCAAGAUAUAUCAACUGAUAAAGCUAUUAAAUAAGGCUCGGUUUAAACGUCGCAUUUUACAUGUGCCGAAUCGAAUUGCUGAAUUAAGUGCGUGUAAAAUGCGACGUUUAAAUCAAUUAAAUGCGACAUAUUUCAAUUAAAUGUGAGUUCAGUCGAGUAUUUGACUGAAGUUCAACAGUUGAUUUAAAUGCCACAUUUUACAUGUGCCGAAUCUAAUUCAUAAAUUAUGUUAAAUAAAUUAUGUUAAAUAAAUUGUGUGUGCUCGAAUGGGAAUUAACACGUCGCUAUCGCUUGCGCUCAACAAUUUUAUUCAGCAAAAAAAUGUGACGUUUAAAUCAAAUCAGCCAAACUUAUUCAUUCGAGUCGACUAAAAUUAGUAUUUGAUUUGGCGCAUGUAAAAUGCGACGUUUAAACCAGGCCUAAAAAAAAAAAAAAAUGGAUAAAUCAGUGGUAACCUUUCUGCUUCAUUCAACCUGGAAUUUUACUAGCCGUGAGAACCAACGAUUCUGAUUGGCCAGCCUGUAAUUGUAUUGUAUCAAAAGUUAACAAAAAGAGUCAACACAAUUGUUUCAUCUGGGAUCCGUCUAGGUUUUUUACGAAGGCACAGGAGGUUUCGUUUGUACUUUAAAACAAGUUGUCAUGUUAAACAUGCCUUAAUGUAACAGAAAUUGACAUGACAUGAGUAAUUUAAUGCUGCCACUGAAAGCCACGAAACUUUCAGCUGAUCCCAAGUUCACUGAGUUCAAACCUCUCAUAGCACUGGCUAAUCAUGUAAUAAAUUUAGGAAGAGCAGCGUGGUUCUGGUCCAGUUUAGGAACAAAAAUGAUACUCCAACAGUCUUCCAAGUACUGUUUACAAGCAAUUUACUUCAAACAUUUUGCACGUUUUUUCGAUGCAUUGGGAAAGCAGGCUUGCCAAUGCUUUCAGUGAAAUAACUCUAAACACAUCCUUGAAUAAUGCUGAAGAACAUUUUAAAUGAUCUGCGCAUUGGAAGAUUUAUAAACUAUGUAAAAUUUGCAUUCAUUGUGCCUAAACUGUGCUUGCCUGUGCCUGAACUGUGCAUCAAUUGAAGCUGAAGUCGAGAUUCAUGUGCCAGUGGCAAGUCACCAAGCAACAGACGCAAGAACAAGGACGCCAAAGAUAGUUCAAAACCCGGGUUGUAAACGAUACUCAAAAUAGAAAUCAAACGAAUAAUAGAAAUGAUACGAACGUGUGAUAAAAACAAAACGCACAAUAAAAACAUUGCAAACGAUAGAAACAAUCCAAAUGAUGGAAACAAAACGAACCAAACGAACGAUGUGAACGUUUUCACAAGCUGGACAAAACGCUUAUGUUUAACGUUGAAAUUCGGACCAAAACUUUGGUUCAAAAAUAUGAAUGUAACGCUAGAAAAUCACUUUUAUCUUUGGUUGUGUUGACUUUCUGUGAAAAAUACCUAUUCAACUUGAUUCUGCAACUCAUGUGCACCUUGAUUUUCAAGACUUUUGUCUCAAAAUUUUAACAGCAACAGAAAGGAUGUCAAAAAUUUCAAACUCGUUCACUCCUGUUUUUAUCGUCAAUUUCCUGUAUGGUGUUUUCAUUUUGUUUUCAAGUGAAAGUAAGUAGAUAUUCUGGGAUUUUCUCAUUAGGAGAUAAAUGCACAUAUAAUUUACUUUCAUUUGAUGCCGCCAGAUUGUUAUAGCUGUCCUUAAAUUUUAUACUCCACCGUGUUUUUUAGCAUUACAUAUUUUGUAGCGGCUCGGUAGACCAACACUGUGCGCAUGGCCUAGUACAUGGCAGAACCACAAAGCCUUUACCGUCACAGCUAUCAGGUAUUUAGUGGAAAGAAUGGCCGAAACUCCUUGGAAUUGUCAAAACUGUAAUAUUGACAAUAAUUAUGCUCUCUCAUCAUAGGCCUGCAGUGCCUGCAGAGAGCUAUAUAAUAAAACUCUCUGCACGCAUUGCAGGCCUAUGAUGAAGGAUCAUUGAAGGGGUGACUGCAAAACCAUGCUAAGUGACGAUUUGGGUGAAAAAAAUAUUUGCGAAAGUGCUUGAAUUUUUGCAUGUGGUCCUC